AUGUCGGCGUCUCAACGAAAAACUCUGAGCAUUUCUGAACAGUUGGAGCUCAUCGACGAUGUCAAAGUGAAGAAACUCAAACUGGCCGCUGCAGCCAAAAAGUACGGAAUCGGUUAUUCAACAGCAGCAAAAAUUCUCAAGAAAGAAGACGAUCUCAGAUCUUGCAUGCAAAUGAACGGAAACACUAAUCGCAAACGAAAGCGCCAAUCCGUGCACAAGGACGUUAACGAAGCGCUUACACAAUGGUUUACGCAAGCAUGUGCUCAUGGAGCUACCGUCGUUAACGAAGCGCUUACACAAUGGUUUACGCAAGCAAGUGUUCAUGGAGCUACCGUCGCCGAUCACGUCAUCAGGCAGAAAGCAUCACAACUGGCCCUAAAUCUUGAAGUUGAUUUUGAACCGAGCAAUGGCUGGCUCAUGCGCUGGAAGCAGGCCAAUAACGUUUCGUUCAAAAAAUUCACGGCGAAUCAACGAAGGCCAUGCACAUGA
Acanthosepion pharaonis is the source of this 489-nucleotide messenger RNA. NCBI's taxonomy places the organism in Eukaryota, Metazoa, Mollusca, Cephalopoda, Sepiida, Sepiidae. The record is from the annotation of a GenBank genome assembly.